Messenger RNA from Mollisia scopiformis, 2514 nucleotides. RefSeq names its product MAD-domain-containing protein. Gene Ontology annotation, biological process: mitotic spindle assembly checkpoint signaling; attachment of mitotic spindle microtubules to kinetochore. NCBI's taxonomy places the organism in Eukaryota, Fungi, Ascomycota, Leotiomycetes, Helotiales, Mollisiaceae. Gene Ontology annotation, cellular component: nuclear envelope; mitotic spindle; kinetochore. Bases 44 to 2323 code for a protein of 759 amino acids. The transcript has 2 exons. The record is from RefSeq and is a predicted model, not a curated record.
CAACAACAACUAAGGCGUGGAAGACGCCUCGGAAAGUGACGAGAUGAGGGCGCACACCCCUCAGCAGGGGAAUGAUGCCUCUCGUCGGAGAAGCUCUAUUACGAGCGCCCACAGAACGAGUAUGGGCAGCAGUAUUCCGAGAGUACAAUCUAGGAUUGCUGCUGGACGCGCUGCUUCCAGCAAUCAGCCUACCUUCGACUUCCUUACAGGUGCGGAACUGAGACCUGGGUCGCGCGGUGAACCUUUUCGACAAUCUGCACGAGUAGUUUCUGGAGGCAACAAGGAUCUCCCUCUGUUUGAGACCGAAACCGAGAGGGAAAAGCGGCAUAAGGAGUUAGAGGAGCUGAAGGCGGAGGUCAAGACGUUGAAAUACACAAUUGACAAUCACAAACAAGAAGAGGAGCUUUCCAAGCUUAGACAAGAGAGUGAGCUUCGAGAUGUACGACGAAAAGCAGAGGAAGAUUUUAAGAAAAUGCAAGCGGCGGAUUCGGAGAAGGCAAAAGCAGUCAGGCAGCAUGAAUUGUUGCUGAAGGAAGUCACCGAGGUCCGGGACGCUGCUAGUAACGAGAAAGCUGCUUUGGAGCGGCGUUUGCACGAAAUCGAAGACGGCAAACGGCUCUUGGAAGAAGAAAUCGAAGAUGUCAGGUCAGAAAAAGAAGAGACCUUACGAACCAUUGAGAGGAAAAUCGCCGAGAUUGAGUCGAGAAACGAGACUUUGCAACGAACAGUCGAGGAGUUGCAACAAGACUCAGACCGAAGAGAGGCGCUACUCCAAGAUGCACAACAACAGCUAUCAGAGAAAGAGAAUGCAUAUGGCUCGUUGGAAGCAGAAAAUAUACGAUUAAAGGCACAGACCGGAGAUGCAGACACCUUGGCAAUCAUCAAGAGGGAGCUAAGUGAGCAAGUCACUCAUAUCCGAAAGCUUGAGGUCAACAAUCGAGAGCAAGCCGCAGAACUGAAGCACUUCAAGCGACUACACAAGGCCGUUGAAGUAGUCGAAGAAGAGAAGCGGACACUGCAAAGAAAGCUUGAUGCUGUCGAAGGUCUCGAGAACGAGCUUGGUGAAGCGCGAAUCCAAAGACAAAGAUUGGAGGACGAACAGCUGGCUUGGACUGGGUUUCUUGAGAGCCAGGCUGGUUCUGAUGGCCAACUCGAGUUCGAUUCGCCCGAAGCUAUUGCGCGAGCUCUUGUCGCAGAGAGGUUACAGACUGCUUCAUUAGUCGAGAGAGUUGGAGCUAUUGAAGCUGAGCUGUCUACGAAGGAUAGCACCAUCCAGAGUCUUGAGGAAGAGAAAUCAAAAUUCAGCGAGCAGCUCGAGAAGGUGAAGUCGACCAAUGGUACAGUUACCAAUAGCAAGACGCAUAUGCGUCUUGAGCGACAGAAAGCUCUAGCUAUCAAGGAAGCAGAGUACCUUCGUGCGCAACUGAAGACCUACGAUACAGAAGACACAACAUUCCAACCAGAGACCGUUGAUGAAGCUAAGAUCAAGCGAAUUCAGGAGCUUGAGGACAUGGUAGAACAGUACCGUGGAGAAGUCCAAACCCUUAAUACUGAGCUCUCAACUCGGGAGCCCUUGCCACUCGCACCUCAGUCUCCUGCCAAACGUCCUCACGACGACUCGGAAGACAACGAACGUGUAGGCCAGCUCUUACGAAAGAAACGUAAGCUUGAAGACGAGUUUUCCACUCUUCAAAACUCAACCAAGCUGCUCCAGAAAGAGCUCUCUGUCACCAAAGAACGUUUGACCGCUGCAUCACAACAAUCCAAAACUCGCAUUCUCUCACUUCGCUCGAAUCCAACCUCGGAUUUCGAAGCCAUCAAACUCUCUACCUUGAAUGCCCUGCGCCAAGAAAAUGCCGAUCUUCUCGCUCGCCUCCUAUCCCCCGAUGCAAACAUCGAAUCCGUGCCCCUUUCAACCCUAAAGGCCUCGCAACGCGACGUCGACGACGCUAAAGCUGCCUUGGCCUCCGAGAAGAAGCGAAAUGACCGUCUGAUGAAGGUCUGGGGAGCAAAAUCCACUGAGUUCCGCAACCUAGUCAUAUCCCUCCUCGGCUGGGACGUCGUAUUCAUGAAAGACGGCAAGAUGCGCGUAACAAGCUUCUUCUACCCCAGCAAAGGCGACGAUGAGAAUAGCAUCGUCUUUGACGGCGAAAAGGGGACGAUGAAGAUCAGCGGUGGCCCCGAAAGCGCGUUUGCGGUCAAGAUUAGCGAUCAGAUUAAGUUCUGGGUCAAGGAGAGAGGAUGUAUUCCUGGGUUCCUGGCGGCGUUGACGUUGGAGUUCUGGGAGGAGGCGAAUAAUGAUGGGACUUUGAGGGUUGACUAGCCUUGGUCAUAUGGGGCCUAUUUGAGUAUGAAGAGAUGAGGAUGUGACACAGGGUUGCUAUGUAUAUUGCUUGUACUUGCUAAUGACUGCAUUCGCAUGGCGUUUGGCGGAAUUUGGGGCGGUGGAUAUUUUGAAGCACAGUAAUCACUAGCUCACCAUUGCUAAGCUGAGCAAAUGAAAAGAUCUCAUAU